AUGGACGAUUCAGUCAGGUCUUUAAUCAGGUUUGUUAGCAGAGGUUUUUAUUCUUCACCAUAUGUCUUGAUUUUAGAUGCUGUGUUACGUCAUUCUGUCUUAUCAGAAGAUGAUUUAAUUCAUUUAAUUGGUAUUAAACGAAAAGAAUUACGGUCACUUUGUAACCGAUUAGUCGAAGAUAGAUUAUUGAUUAAUCAUAUUCAAAGAGAAGACAAUGGACAACAGAAAUAUGUCACUAGAACAUAUUUCUAUAUCCACGUUACUGAGGCUAUUGACUCAAUAAAAUGGAAAGUUCAUACCAUGGUUAAUCAAUUAAAACAAGAAAUGUCAAGUUUUGGUAAUCCACAAGGGUAUGUAUGUCCUCGAUGUGGUAAAAAAGUAUCACAAUUGGAUGCCAUAUCUUUAUUAAGUGAAGACAAGACUGAGUUUAUAUGUGAUGUAUGCCAAGGAGUAUUGAUUGAAGAUGAUUCAUCACAACAAGCAAUUUUAAAACAAGAAAAAUUGGAAGAUCUAAUGUCACAAAUCGACCCUAUAAUCAAGUAUUUGAAAAUCAUUGAUGAUUCACAAAUUCAAGAUAAUGAUUUUGAAAGUUCAUUAUUGCAAGCAAUUCCAGCACAAUCAACCACUGCUGCUCAAUAUACUUUAUCUAAUAAAGUUAGUUCUAAAUCAAGGUCAGGAAUUAAUGCUCAAGCAAUGCAAAAUGCAACAGCUAGAUCACAAGCUACUUUACACGUUUCCAUCACUGCUAAUGAUGAAAAUUAUGAACGAGAACAAUUGGAAAAGGAAAGAAGAAGACAAAAAUUGGAACAAAAUGCAUUGCCUUCAUGGCAUUCAAAUAGUACUGUUGGUAACUCACAAAAUGUUGAUUACGUAAAAGAUGAAUUAGACGGUGAUUCCACCAAUAAUAUUCAAGACAAUGGUGAAACAAAAGUUAAAUCAGAGAAUGAUGAUAAUAAUAAUGGUGUUGCUAUUAAAGAAGAAGGUACUAGCGAAGUAGAAGAUGGGAAUGGUACAGAGAUGUCUUCGGUAUUGCCUACUCCAGAACCUGUAUCUUCGACUGUACCGCAACUGUCCUCAUUCAGUAACAACAACAAUGUUGCUGCUCCUACUAGUACUACACACACCGAUCUCAAAGAUCAAGAAGCACAGAAUGCAUUGGCUGAGUAUUAUGCUCAACUUGCUGAACAAGAAGGUGACGAUGAUGAUGAUGAUGAAGAUGAUGACGAUGACGAUGAUGACGACGAGGACGAGUUUGAUGAUUUGAUUUAG
Lodderomyces parapsilosis is the source of this 1269-nucleotide messenger RNA. It is a transcript of the gene TFA1, whose product is annotated as transcription factor TFIIE subunit. Gene Ontology annotation, cellular component: transcription factor TFIIE complex. The transcript has a single exon. Lineage: Eukaryota; Fungi; Ascomycota; Pichiomycetes; Serinales; Debaryomycetaceae. Gene Ontology annotation, biological process: transcription initiation at RNA polymerase II promoter; transcription open complex formation at RNA polymerase II promoter. The record is from RefSeq and is a predicted model, not a curated record. Bases 1 to 1269 code for a protein of 422 amino acids.